UACGCUGUAGUACACACACGCAGCAUUUUCAAGACUUGCGCGCAAUUGCUUUCGUCGGCGUUCGCAACCACAACUGUCAUCCCCCCUAAAACCCUAACUUCACCAAACCAAUGUCGGAAUGAAACAGUACAAAACCCUGCAGCUACUCUCUUGGCCUCAAUUUUACACCUUUGCCACUGACACAGUGACACUCUCCUCUCUCUUGUCCCCCCCUCCAUCAGUAAUCUAUUGAAAGGAAAGGAAGGGAAAGGAGAGGAGUUUUGUUUUGGUGAGAUCGGAGGGAGUGAUGGUGAUGGCUGAGAAUGAAGUUGGGGAUGACCAGAGGGACCUCAACGUCAAUGGCGGCGGGCCCAAGUCCCCAUGGAGGACUCCGGUCUCCCUUGAUGCUCCCGUCAUGGCCGCCGAAUCCUGGCCUGCUCUGGCCGAUGCCCACAGGCCCAAGAGUCUGGAUGCUGCUGCAAAGCCGCCAGCUGCGCAGCCGUCUGCCCCGCCCGCGCCUGCGCAGGGAUUAGUCAUGCAGAAGUUGAAUGAGUCUGGAAACUCUAACGCUUCGCACAAGCAUUCAUCAUCACAUCACGAAAAAAGGUCCUAGGCGCAACCCAAAUGCUGCACCUCUUUUUCCAGUACCCGUACCCUACCAUCAACAAUCGCUUCCUACUGUUUUUAUACCAUGGUACAACCCUACAUUCCGGCUUCUGGGUAUGCUUACCAGCCAUACGCUGGACCCAUUCCAAGUGUUGGGAAUCAUAUGACCCAAUAUGCAAGAACCCGGUGGCCCUUGGAAUCAUACUUGGCAUCAACAGCGAGCAUUCAACCCCAGAGAGAACAUUCCUGUGCAACAGGGUGUUGGACCUAGGCCUUUCUUAAGACCUCAGUGUUUUUGGUCCAGCCCCAGGGUUCAUGGUUGGGCCAGGCAUUCCUGGUAGUUCUAUCAUACCGGACCUGCACCCAUAUGCUAUCUUCCAGUUCCACCACUUUCCGCAAUUAGGGGACCUCAUCCUCCUAGCUUUGUGCCACAUCCUUUAAAUCCAGGGGCUCCAUUACGCCCUCAAAAACACAUACAUGUUGUUGAGGGACAAUAUUAUAAAGCAAAUAGAGUAUUAUUUCAGUGAUGAAAAUCUAAAGAAAGACCGUUACUUAAUUUCAUUGAUGGAUGACCAAGGAUGGGUCCCAAUAACCACCAUUGCUGACUUUAAAAGGGUUAAGAAAAUGUGUACAGACAUAACAUUCAUCAUUGACUCGCUGCUGGGUUCAACUACUGUAGAAGUGCAGGCUAACAAGAUACAAAGACGUGAUGAGUGGUCGAAGUGGAUUGCAGAUUCUGUAGACUCAAUGUUAACAUCCAAGCUGCAAACUCACAUGGUUUAAGUUGAAGAUAGAUAUAUCAAUGCUCCUGAGAAUAGUGCGAGCAAUGAUAGAAUGAAAGCUUUCGAAGAAAAAGCAGAAGUUAUAUCAGAUGGAAAAAAAUUGAUGUCGUGCAUGCCAUCAACCACCAUACCUGGCAUUGAUGAUGUUCAAGUUGAUGGCGGAUCACUAGCAUCUGCUGAUUAUAAUAGUGCUUUAAGUGCAAAGUUGACUUCCAAAUCAAAUUGCAAGUCCUCAGAUCCCGAAAUGGAUAAUUACUCAGACCGCCCAUACCACUCAGAGGGAAUUGAAACUGUAAGAUAUGCUGAUGAUGGGACUGAAGGCAUGCCUUCAGAUAUGGAUAUGAAGAAUCUUGCAAUGUCUAACGAUUUUGCAAACACAUUUAUGCUUGAUGAAGAGCUAGAGCUUGAGCAGAAAAUAAUAAAGGAUGAUCGUUCUCCUAUUAGAAGUGUUGGCCCAAGGAUUGAUGAUGAAGAUGAUGAGAUUCUAGUCAAUGAUCAGGACGUACAGAGACUUGUAAUUGUCACCCAGAAUAGUAGAGUAGGUAAAGGAUCAAAACAUGAUGAUAAAGAAUCAAAAACCAUUUCCAAUGAGCUAGCGUCUGCUAUAAACGAUGGGCUUUACUUCUAUGAGCAGGAACUGAAAACCAAGCGACCGAAGCAUAAAAAGUACAGCACCAGCCAUGAAAAUAAAGAUGCAAACUCAAGAUUUUCAAGCGUUUCCAAAGUCUUUUCAAAAUUAAAGCCCAGCGAAAUAUCUGGCAGUAGUAAUGGCAUUGAAGAGUCUGGAAGUGUUAAUUCACGGAAAAAGCAAAAUAGACUCUCCCAAAAUCAGCAGCCGUCCCAUAGACAGCGAUUCUUCUCAAGCAACUUCAAAAAUUAUGGAACUGGUUGGAACAAUCUAGGAAUCAUAUCAGAAAGUCCACCAAGUCACUCUGUUGGCUUUUUCUUUAGUUCCACGCCUCCUGAAACUCAUGGGUUAGUUGAAAUGGAUGGAAUUUGGUUUUGGAUUUGUUUCUUCAGCAGAGCAAUUCUUUGUAGUGAUUUAGAAGUUUGUUGUUCUUGCUUUUGGGAUGAGUAAUUGUAAUUAAUAAAACUUAGAAUC
Molecule: messenger RNA, 2469 nt
Organism: Malus domestica (apple)
Lineage: Eukaryota; Viridiplantae; Streptophyta; Magnoliopsida; Rosales; Rosaceae
Source: RefSeq, a predicted model, not a curated record